AUGAAGCUCGCAAUCCUCGCAGCCCUAUCUACUCUCGCUUGCGCAGCUUCCCAAAGCUAUUUCGUUGGCUAUGACUCCUUGAGCCCCGGCCCCGUUGACCCCAACCCCUUCAAGGGCCUCUCAUACGGCGAUCAGUUCACAGUCGCCCGUCGCGCCAAAGUAGCCCCAACCCUCUACAGACCCAAGAAGAACCCCAACGUUCUGGCCCUCGCUCCACAGCCGCCUGGGAAAUUCCUCGGCUCCGUCCGCAAAGCGCCCACGGCGGAUACCUUCGCGGCCAAGAAGAUCUCCUUUGCCUGCGUGACGGACCAGAAAGGCAAGACGGUGCCUGUUGACUGUACUGUCUUGUUCGAGGGCAUGCAGAACAACGAUCUGGGCAUUCCGAAGGUCCAGACGGCGAAAUACGCUAGCACGCCCCGGUUGCAGAGGGUGGAUUUUGAGGGGUUCACGGACUUAAGGACGUUGGACUUUACUGUCUCCAAGGCUGGGGAGGAUGACAAGUUGAGUCAGGAUGUUACGUUGAUUUUGGAUAAUUUUGCGUAUGUUGUCAACUCGAAGUAG
Messenger RNA from Aspergillus lentulus, 561 nucleotides. RefSeq lists its product as uncharacterized. The record is from RefSeq and is a predicted model, not a curated record. NCBI's taxonomy places the organism in Eukaryota, Fungi, Ascomycota, Eurotiomycetes, Eurotiales, Aspergillaceae.